AUGAUGAAUACAAUGGAAAAUAGCGAACUUAUUCACGAAUCUUUCGAUUAUGACCAAUUUUUUAGUGAAAAUAUAGACGAUUAUCAUACAAUGACUUGCAUGGAUAUUAGUUCAACAAAUGAAAAUCUUUUAAAUUUAAAUAAUAAUAAUCUCAUGGAAAUGCCAACAAAAAAUCGUGUGACAGGCAAUAUUUUAAUGGGUACAGCUGUAGAUGAAUAUUUCAGCUCGGAGGUUAAUAUAAUCAAUGGUCAAGUAAUUAAAACUGACGGUGUAACACAAUAUUUCAAUGGUACUGCAAAUCAAUACAAUAGCAAUCAACAAUCUGUUCAUGUUGAUCAUGUCGUUUUCAAUCCUACUAAUGUAUCCAAUCAACCAGUAUAUAAUAUUCAGCAAGUAAAUAUUCAAUCAAUAACGAAACCAGUUGUAUCAUCACCACCACCAGCAAGAGUUUAUAAACCAUGUGUUGUGUGCGGUGACAAAAGUUCAGGUUAUCAUUAUGGUGUUUCGAGUUGUGAAGGUUGCAAAGGCUUUUUUCGACGUAGUGUACAAAAAAAUAUGGCCUAUCAAUGUAAUAAAGAUCAAAAUUGCGAAAUAAAUAAAGUGACAAGAAAUCGAUGCCAAUACUGCCGUUUUCAAAAAUGUUUCUCUGUGGGUAUGAGUAAAGAAGAAUUACGUAUAUUGAAUCAUACAAAAAAAUUACUAAAUCAAAAUGGUAUUAAGUCCACAAAUAAUCGUCCAAAGAAACGUUUAACAAUUCAAUCAGUACCGUCAAAAGAAUAUUCGCCACCAAUAGAAUCAAAAUUAUCACCUGUCGAUGAUGAAAGUUUAAUAAGCGUUUGUGUUAAUCUACAUAAAGUAACAAUGAAUGUUAAAUCUUCAGAAGAUACUGAUACUAAGUUAGAUGUUUGUUGGCAACGCGCAGAUGAAUUUAGUCAAAAAGGCAUUAUGCAAUGUAUACAAUUCUGUAUGCAAAUGCCAGGAAAUAAUGAAUUAUCGAUUCAAGAACGUGCACAUCUACUUAAAUUAGGUGUACAUGGCGUUGCUCUACUUCGGCUCGCUUUUCGUUAUGAACCUGAAGAUGAUAAAUUGUAUUUAUCGAAUGGUACAUCGGUUGAUGAGCAUACUCUUAGAACACAAGGCUUCGGUUGUUAUGGGCAUACAUUUUUUCAAUUUUGUCGAAUCUUUAAUCGAUUAGAAUUAACCGUCGAAGAAUUUGUUCUUCUCUGCGGCAUUGUUUUCUUUAGUCACGACCGAAUUGAAGGUCAAGCGACGCGAAGUAAAGUUGAACAAUUACAAAUACGUUAUUGUGAAAUUGAAAGAUUACAUAUUAUGAAAAAUCGUACAAAUGAUAGAAUGCAUUUUUCAAAAUUACUUUUACUCCUAUCGAAAUUAAGAGCGUUGGAUGCGUUGAUGGCCGAACGUCUUCUCUGUUUGCAAAUGAAUACUGAUGGACAAGUACAAAAAUGUAUUUUUGAAGUACUUCAUCGUGAAACAACAAAUGUCGUUGUCGAUAUGGGAAUUGCUUAUCUUGAUGCCAUCGAUACAAAACCUGAUUAUAGCUGGCUCGCUAAUACAUCAAAUGGACAAAAUCCGGUUGCAUGGCCAUCGCAAAUAGUUAUUAGUAAUAAUCCAUGUUAG
Messenger RNA from Rotaria socialis, 1638 nucleotides. Lineage: Eukaryota; Metazoa; Rotifera; Eurotatoria; Philodinida; Philodinidae. The record is from the annotation of a GenBank genome assembly.